UGUCCUGUGUCGGGAUAACAUCGUAAACGCGGACCACCUGACGGUAAGACCGGACUAAAUGGAAGCAGCGGAGGAAACUCUCACUUACCGAGAUGACACCGGACUUCACAGGAAGCUGCUCCCAGAGGACAAGGAGAAUGAAAAGACGGACAGAAAGAAGGGACACUCCGCCGAGACGAACAGCGACGAGUCCAACUACGUGGACCUGGACAUGAAACCGGACGGCGUAAAAACAGUGAAAGUUACUUUCACUGGCGACGGAAACCAGCUGUCUGUGAAAUGUGACAAAACAAAGAAAGGGGAGCAUGACAAGGGGGUCAAAAUUAUUCCAGAGGACUUUUUUGAGUCGGAGGACAAGCGGGCCACUGAUCCAGGGCCUGCUUCGGGUGAGCCUCCUCUGGAAACUCUGACCAUACUCCCCGACGUGGAUCAGGACGAGGAGAAUGAGACGCGGCGCGGAGCCGAGCCGGACCCGAGUGAGUGCAGUGAAAGUGAGGAGCUCCAGUACACGGACAUGUAUCUGAACAGCAAAACCGAGUCCGAUGACGGAGCCAGCGCGGUUCUGUCAGACCACUGCGGCUCUGACACCGUGGAGGACGAGUCACACUAUAUCACGACGCACGAGAUCCAGCUCACCGAGCUCGACCACGACGUAGAUUACGACCUGGGCCGUGGGACCUGUUGGGAUUUCGAAGACAACAACCUGGUUUAUUCCUUUGUGGAUUACGCGUCUUUUGAGAGUGAUGACACGCAGGAGGGGACUCUGAUCGUGGAGGGCAGGAGCAAGGCGAAAGUGCAGUCGAAUCUCGGGGGGGCGGUUGUCAGCACGGAGCAGGACGAAAGUGAUCUCGGUGACUCGGAUAAGUGCGCCAGCUCAGAUGAAAGUGUGAGUAAAAACCAUAAUGGAGAGGUUAAUACAGGCAAAAUUCAUUUGUCGAUUAAAACAUCCUCCAGGGCUCUGAACGAGCCUGCAAACAUUGACAACAGCACCUGUGACUACACAAAACACUUCGGGGACAGGAGCCAGUUCUCCUUUGUGAGCAGUGGCGCCAGAGCGGGGCCCCUGUGCGAUAGAGCCCAAUAUUUCAUCCCUGCGCCGGGCCGUCAGCACCUCGCAACCAAACUGAGACGGAAAGAUAUUAAUGAGUAUUCCAGCGGAGCGUCCAGCUCCAUCAGUGAGCUGGAUGACGCUGAUAAAGAGGUGCGUAAUUUAACCGCCAAGUCUUUCCGGAGCUUGGCAUGCCCAUACUUUGAUGCCAUUAAUCUUAGCACCUCCAGUGAGUCUUCGAUGUCUGAAUAUGGGCUAAAUAAAUGGUCAGCGUAUGUGGACUGGAACUAUGGAAACAUAACCCGGGAGAGAGAGCGCAGCGUAAUGGCGCACAAGACUUCAAGCGCAACACUGGAAAUGAAUAAGACUGUGGACAGUAAGAGACUGGGUAAGUCUGCUACCGGCACGAAAGCUCCACAGACUAAAGUGACACUGAACAAGAGAACAACCCAGUCAUCAUCUUCUAGCAAACAGAUCGAGGUGAAGGAUCAGCCAAAGCAGCGCGGAGUCACACUAAACUUCCGCUGUAAUGUUGAAGCGCCUGAAGGCGCCAGACGUCCGAAAUGUUACAGGGGUGUACGAUCCAAUGAGAUCACAGGGGCUGUUUUGGCCAGGUCAGGGUGUGAAAUGCAGUAUCACCACACAGAAAACACAGGAGACACGCAUAAAAGAGCAGUUUUUGCAUCGAGUCUGCUAAAAAAUGUGAUCUCUAAAAAGAUGCAAUUUGAACAGGAGCGCAAAAUGGAGAGGGGAGAAAUCCGUGACACUUACCCAGCACUCUCACCAAACGCUCAAUACAAAGAUCAAGAUGCGAUAAGAGACAGGAGUCAAUGCAGAGGCUUACAGAGGCAGACGUCAGAGUCAGGCUCUGGUGUUAACUCUGUGGAUGGUCAGCGCCAGGAGGGCAGCAGACCUGCCUCCUGUGAGCCUGUAGAGGAACAGAGGAUCAGUACAGCAGAAGAGGAGCCAGAGGCCACUUCUCAAAAAGCCCCUCUCAGCCACAGUCAGAGUAGUGCGUUCAAUAAAUUAAAAGAAGAUGAAACACCGGCUGCAAGGGAGGCUGAACCUGCACCUGUAAGCGACACACAGACCACAACCAAAGAAGCUUUAGACACCAACAGCAUGCUGACAAAACUGCUCUUUGUUCCAAGUUACCAGCUCCACUCUAAAAAGAAAGAGUUCACAGAAGACCAUCAGAGCGGUGCACCUGCCACGGGUGUAUCCACUGGACAGAAAUCUGAACAAGGAGAAAAGGGGGGAAAACCCCCUGAGAUAAAAAUAUGCCUAAGAAGUGUGAAGGAAAAUAAAGGGUGCACACUAAAUAUUGCAAGCCUUUUAACCCCAAAAAUCAGCUUCAACACUAUGAACACCUUCAGGGCAGCAGGUGAAGCCAAAUGCCACAUUUGGGCUGCUUCAGAUAAAAUUCCAAACUUUAAUGUCAGAGAUAUUAGAGAUACAAAAUGCAAGUUUCAAACACCUAUUUAUCAAGUCAGAGAUGUGCGUAAAUUAGUCAAAAGUUCUUAUCGCUUUGUUUCAUUGGAUAACAGUGAAAAUAAAGCUGAUAAACUCGAAGCCACAAAAGAGCAAGUAAAACAUCUACUACCAUCUCCCAUUGUGAUUAAAUGUCACUCUGUUAAAACAAAUGUUAAACAAGCUACUGAGAUGUCACAGAAACAGUCAGAGGCAGGCGUUGUGUCUGAAACACUCCAAGGUGAAAACACACAAAGCAGGGUUCCACCUGCUGCAGCAAAGCAGCUUCAUCCUGAUCAGUCAGACGGUCAGUCAAAUAUCGAAGCCAAACUGACAAAACAGAGACAGGAAAAGUUUGCAGGUGAGCCUAAAAUACCCAAACAGGCAGCAUUAGAGAAGCUAAAAGCUGCAGUCAAAACAAUGGAGCAGCUUUAUGUUUUUGAUAGAAAUGAAUGGAAGCGUAAAAACCAGCCUCCACAAACAAUCACAGGCAGCCAUGUGUUGUCACUGAUUGCUAGUGAGGAGCAUGGAGCAGACGAGCCGGAGACAUUAAGUCAGGCUUUGACACACGGCAAAGAAAGAGAGAAAGCACAGGAGAAGAAAGGAGCUCAGAAUGUCAUCCAUGUUCCAUACAGUGAAGACACAUUUAAAACACAAUCACAGCAAAGUAAAACAUUCAGCAAUAAAAGUGUCCUUCAUUUAGGCAACAAGGCACGCGUCUGCAUCACGUCAGUUAAUAACUCUGUUCCACAAAGCUCUGAGCUGCAGACUUCAUCGACUAUGAAAAGCUCCAGCACACCAGUGGCUCCACUGUCAGUGAAAAUAGAGCCUCCAAAGCACAGCCAGGUGGAGCAGGGAAAGGUCAGAAUCAUUCCCACUAAUCCUUCUGUCACACAGGGCUGUGCAGACUCCGAGAACUAUUUAACAAUCCCGGGGCUUGGGUACACAAAUGAAAUCAAACUCCAGAAACCAGAGUCUUCAACAAAGGAGGACACUUCAAAUGCUAGAUUUCAAACAGGUGACAGCAAAACACCCCCCAUAAUCAUGGAGUACCCAGCUUCAAGUAUCUAUCAUCACGCCAGGGCACCAGCGGGGCCUCCAGCAGCACAGCAGGUGUUGUGUAUCUCUCCUUCCAUCCCAACCGUGUCACCCACACUUUCUGCUGGAGAGAAUGCACCACAAACACAGCGCAAGAUGCUUCUGGACCCCACCACAGGACAUUAUUACUUAGUGGAAACCCCCAUACAGGCCACCACUAAGAGACUGUUUGACCCUGAAACAGGCCAGUAUGUGGAUGUACCCAUGCCUCAUUCUCCUGUGUCACCUAUCACUCCUGUCACUCCUGUACCUCUCUCUGUCUCGCCCCUGGCCCUUAGCUCUGGAGCAUACACGCCCACCUACAUGAUCUACCCAGGAUUCAUCCCCUCGCCCACCCUCCCAGCCCAGGCUGUGUUAACUCAGUCCCCAUGUCUCAGUGAAGAAACAAGCGCAGAAAAAGUCAACACAAGAAGCCCCAGACUGGAGGCAAAUGCACCAGGAGCAGAGAGUGCGUAUUACAGCGCAACAGGUGAGCCUGCACUGCAGCUGCCUGUGAGUUUGGGACAUGUGACGGCCACAGGAAGUGCAGCGAGCUCUGACAGGAAGCCAGUUAUCAGCAUCACCACGCAACAAGGUCCAAGAAUCAUUGCCCCGCCCUCCUUUGAUGGAACAACAAUGAGCUUUGUGGUGGAACAUCGGUGACCAAGGAAACAUCUCAUCAUUCAUAUAUCUCCACCGAAGAAUCUCCCAUCAUUCGGCAACAGUAAAGGUUUCAUCCCCAUCACCCCACCUGUGAUCUACUCCCCAGGACAACUUCAACCAACAAAUCUGUAUCCCCACUUUGCCCUGUUGUUUAUCCUCGGCAUCAUCCGUAUGCAUUGUAGCACUUUGUAGGAAAAAGCCUCAUCCUCUGGCUGAUGCUGUGCCAUAUUGUUGUAUUAAUCUGCUUUGUGAUAAUUUCCAUUUAACUGCUGACUAGAACAAUUGAAAUGCUGUAUGGGCCCCGUAACAUGUAAAUUUAAAGGGAAAAACAGCAGGUUUUCUAUUACAGUUCAGUGCUAAGAGCCAAGCCACUAUUACAUUAUUCCGAGUUGAAUGAUACCGUGCAUUUAAAGCAAGACUAUGCAAAUUACAAUUGUAAAAACUGACAAUGUCGGUGUGCUUACAUGAUGUCUCUUGUUGCACUACUGUUUUAUCUGUUGUGGGAUUUAAAAUAAGUUUUUCAGUUACUUUACUACUCUCAGGUGAGGUUUUAAUUGACUUCCUCAUUCUGUACAAUACUUUUUUUUAGUUAUGAUGUGUAAGACAAAUAGAUUAUUGCAAGUCAGUCCCGUUUCCAGUAUUUCCCAGUUGUCCAACAUACUACAAGUCAACUCAAUGCAGUUCAAUAAGAAUCAUCCCAGUAGUUGGCCAUCGAAGUGAAGAGUUUACAGAAAUUUGAGUAAAAGUUAGGGGCCUUGCAUCAGCAUGUUCAGAGCUUGUACUGUAUAUGUAACUGCAUACAGUUAUGGACACUAGGUCACUUGUGAUUGUUUUGGAGUCAACUAAAGAAGCUGCUAGUACACAUCAGUAGUGAAGGUUGUUGUCAAGCUGUUAAAAGGUUCCUAUUGGGCUUGUUAAGUCUGAAUGAUUCAAGAAGCAGCAAUACAUAACAGCAGGCCAGAAGUGUCAAAACUACUGUGGUUAUCUAUACAAAAAAACAGUGUCGGAAGUAGCGUCCGAUGGUCAGUCACUGUUAGAGGUUCUGCCAAACAGCCAACUGACUGGAGGCAGAGCCUGAUCUAUGCUGCUUUCAAAAUAGGCUUUUAGCUGCUUACCUGCACCAAAAACACUGCUGAAAUGAUGCUUUGAAACCAGACUUAUAUUUCACAAAGGACGAUGUUGUGCAAGGCUUUUGGGGAAGUCUUGUCCAGUCUAAUAGGUGAGCUCACUAAGGUAGUCAAAAGCUCCACAGUAGCAAUACACCUAAAGUAGAUGAGACUCUCAGUGAGAUGCUGAAGGUUAUUGUGGGGAUUCCUCCUCAUUCUUGGAUGCCAUUAAGUGGUCAGGAACUGGAGUGUGGGGUUGCCUAAGGAUUGCGAGUCUGCUUUUUGCAAAUAGUGUGGUUCUCUUGGCUUUACAAGUCAAUAACAUUGAGACUGCAUUGGGAUGAUUUGGGGCCAGCUGUAAAGCUGUGGAAAUGAAUGUUAUCACUUUUAAGACUGUGGCUGUGGCUCUGGUGCAAGGUGGUGGUUUUCUCCUUUCUAGUUUUGAAUGAGUCACUACCUAAACACAAAUGACAGUGAGAUUAAGUAAAAGAUUGGCAGUUUGGAGCAAUGUCUGCAAUUAAUGUGGAUGCUGCUCUGGACUGUUUUGGUGAAGCGAUAGUGGAGCCUGAAAGGGACACUCUUGAUUUACCAGAUGAUCUAUGUACUGAUCCUCAAGUCGUUAGUGAUGGGUAAUGGCAGAAAAGAUUAUGAAAAGAAGUGGUCAAAUCAGUUUCUUUUGAAGGGUGGCUGGAAAUACCCUCAAAGAAAGAGUGGAAUAAGCUACAGAUCAGAGAAAAGAUCAUGGGACGAAUCAACAAUAAAUAUGAGGGAUUACAUGUCUGAUAUGGGAAUACUCUGGUAUCUUUCAGGAAUAUAUGGGGGGGGUUGGAUGUUUGGACUGAUGGACAUCUCUAAAACACUGAACACUAGUAUCACACAUCUCAGGAAAAUUAAGGACAAAUCAAUGUAACAUUAUCCUGUCAUCAACUGCUGCUUGAGGCCAUAGUGGCCAUUGGCAUAGUCUUGCUUUAAUAAAACAAUAAGAUGUUCAUUUCAAAAAUAUGCUGUAAUGUGUAUUUCAUACUGAUUUCUAAGGACAGGGACCACUGGUCUGCACUGAACUGUAAAAACACAAAACAGAUAAAGGUGAUGUUGAGUCAUUAAAUUUUUGAAUAAUUAUUUCCAAUGAAUAUAUUUUAAAGAUGUCCCAAUUCAAAGACAAAGUAAAGAUGACUGACAUUGCUAAAUAUAAUACUACUAAAUACUACUACAGUUCAAUAUAAAAUAUCCACAUAACACUUUAAUGCUUCCUAUGACUUGGUGGCGCUUGUUCUACUCAAAGUAUCACUUCAGUCUAAUGACUCACAAAAUGCUAGUACCUGUACAUUUGAAAUGCUGAAUGAAGUCUUGUAUGUUUCUAUUUAAAAGCACAUGCCUCACAUAUAGUAGUGAGAAGCAAAGAGAAACACACUAAGUGUGUUGCUACGAUGAAGCGCUGCUGGGACUCCGGCUUAAUAGUCUCCUUAGGUUAGAUUUCCUAUGUACUGUUUGGCCUAAUGAGUCAGGUCCAGCAGAUAUUUAGAGGAUAACUUCCUCUAUGCUGUUUUUUUUAUUGUACACUUUUGUGUAAUUACAUGGGAGUAAGUGCGUGUGCAGUCCGAAUGCGUGUGUGGCUGUGAAUUAUGUAUGGCAUUUUGGUAUUCUGUGAGCAUACAACAAGGAGUCAUGUUACUUUGCUGUAGACAGCAGCGUCUACUGUACAUGUGUUGGAUGUAUCUUUGCACUUACAGACAGCAAUGUCAGUUAAUCUUGUUUAAAUGCCUUGCCAUUUUUCCUUUAAUAUGUAGGAACUGAGGUUUUCAUUCGAAUGACGCAUAGACUGAUGACAUCUACAAAAAUACUUUUAUUACUGUUUUCUGUACAGUGAAGUUUUGAGAUUAGUUUUAUUUUUCUGUCCUGUUUCCUUUUGACCACACAGUGGAAAUUCAUAGGUCUAUACUUGACUCCAUUUGCCUGUAUCCCAUGUAGAAUUGCUGCAAAAUGUAGAUUGCUAUUUUUAGCGUGUUAAAAUUUUAAACCAUAUUAAAGGUAUUUGGAGCUGCU
Messenger RNA from Cheilinus undulatus (humphead wrasse), 7407 nucleotides. RefSeq lists its product as uncharacterized. The record is from RefSeq and is a predicted model, not a curated record. Lineage: Eukaryota; Metazoa; Chordata; Actinopteri; Labriformes; Labridae. The coding region runs from base 59 to 4258 and encodes 1399 amino acids. The transcript is spliced from 2 exons.